This is a messenger RNA of Seminavis robusta, 3069 nucleotides long. The record is from the annotation of a GenBank genome assembly. Lineage: Eukaryota; Bacillariophyta; Bacillariophyceae; Naviculales; Naviculaceae.
CUCGUUCAAAUUCCCCUUUUGAUCCGUUUCCGUGGGAUCGACAUCGCCAGCUAGUCUAAGCUAGCCAGCUUCAUUCAUCAUCAGGCUUCCUCAUCAAGAUAACGAAAGGUAUCAUCUCCUCAGAUUCAAGUCCUGUUGCUUGCUCCUAUGUUCAUGUUCAAACAUAGUUUUUGAGCCAGAGAUAUAAAACAUAGACGGAAGACCAAUGCGAUGUUCACAUUUCGGCGACAAGAAUGUUCUUCUCCAGAGUUGCACCAUGCCAGAACUGAUACUUUAUCGGAACGACAAUCAGCCCCACCGUGCUUUCCUUACAACACCAGACGACCAAAAAUAACAAGAUGUCAGAAAAGGAGACGAGUGUCGAAGUCUCCAGCGCUCUUCUUGCAAGGCGUGGUUUUCGUGUUGUGUGCACCAUCCGUCACCACAACAUCAUUGAAUGUUUCCUCAACGACCAGUCCAGCACCCAGUGUGUCUGGUUUCCUGGUUGAUUGGGAUGAUACGGUGCCCCCUUCUAUGACUCCAUCAGUCUCAGCGUCAGGCCGCCCGGAAUCUGUUGAAUCAAAAGUCAACAGUACCCAAGAGAUAGCAACUGCAACAGACACACAUGGCAAUCAAUCCGCCACUGAUAGAGAGGACUCUGCAGUGUAUUUGUCCAACGUGAUUAUAUUAGAUACCGAUACACCAACGACACCAGCAAACCACGACAAUAGCACAACUGAGAGUUCAGCACCCACUUUGACAGAACUCCUCGAUGAUCUGAUCCCCACAAACGUGUCGUCAGCAGCUUCCACAGAAUCUGCUCCAUCGCAAUCGCCAUCGCAGCUAGAGCCCGACCCAACCUUCAGCGUACCUUUUAAUGGAAGUAUAGUACCCUCCAUGCUUCUUUCUCCGGCUCCGACCGGCAGUUUUGAACCUACGUCGAACCCCACUUCAACAUUUGCCCCAUCCAAUUCCCCUUCCAUCCCCCCUACACUCUUUCCUUCUAUAUCAUCUCAGCCAUCCAUGAGGCCCACAACAGCACCGUCAAUGGCGCCCUCCCACUUACCUUCAGAAAUGCCCUCGGUGUCGCCUUCGUAUGCAAAUAGCAUAGAGGAUGCGGUCCAAUACAUACAAAAGUUUCUCUUCGAGGGGAGCUACUUCUUCAAUGAAACACAGAUCCUUAGCUUUCAGUUCCUGAUGGAGAACUAUACCACUUUUCUCGACCCUUCAUCCAGCAAAUUCGUGAACACUACCUGCGUCAUUUUGGAUCAAAAGCUAUCAGUGCCACCCUUGCUGAUUUCAAACAGCCCCUCCAACCGCUUCCUUCGAUCCCGAUACGGAGAAGGACGAGAUCCUUGCACGACGACAAACAGCAGUAGGUACCGAUAUCGACGGCGGACACAGACGCAAGGCACUGGGGUGACCGUCAACACAGUAUCCUAUAGACUCUCGUACGUUUCGGACGUGGUCAAUGUGACCGGGUAUCCAUCCUUGUUCAAGGCGUUCAUGAACUUGAAUCUCGAUCGAGUCACAUUCGAUUUGAAUAUGCUAGGUCUCCCCGUUACCGAAACACAGCCAGUCUCAAGGUUAUUCUCCCAGACGCCCAUGCCAACAACGUCUUCUGUCCCUUCCAUGCCACCUUCGAUGAUACCGACCGUCUCGCCUGGCCCUUCAAUUCCCCCGUCGAUGAUACCAUCGUCUCAACCAACAGAGCGUGAAACCGCUUCUCCGAUGCCAAGUAGUUUGCCUAGUACAUCACCCACCCCGCUAUCCAGGCCGUCAACCCCAGAAUCGCAGAACCCAACGAUAAUAGUGGCUGUUGUGGUGGUGAUGGCAUUGUGUGCCAUGGUUGGACUGUUUUUCUUUUACAGACGAAGGAAGAAAUUGAUGCAAAUGCAUCUUCAUCAGUCAGCAACCAACAAACGCGUCCAAGCGGUUAGUCAUGGCCCACCCGAAGGAAGCUGGAACGCUGCUGUCGGAAAGACAGUCGCAUCGAGUACCGUUGGGCACUCGACAGAUCCACGGACAGCUUUUAGUCCGGAUGGCAAAGGCCCAAUGAUGGAAGGCUUCCUUUCGCCCAGUGAGAGCUUGGUUUCGAAUCAGUCACUAUUGUCGACAGGCAACUCCAUGGCAGGCGACUCGGGAGACGAGGCUGAUACAACCCAGAAACUCAUGGAUGAAUUCGACAAGUUUCGCGACCAAAAUUUGGAGAAGAUGCGAGCUGAAGUGGAAGGAAACUUGAGCGGGUUCGACGGAAUGAUGAGCCAGGCUUUGACAAAGGCGCUGAUGGAUGACGAUGAGCCCGAAGUUGAACCAAAUGACAUCUUGUGGGGUGGUGUCGGUCAGAGUGGUGCCGAGAUCGAGGCUAGUGCACUUUGCGACGUAACAGACUGGCUCAAACGCAACGACAGUGCUGCUACCACGGAGAGAAAGCAAUCCUUCAUGCGAGACAUAUUAUACAAAAUGGUGUCAAGCGUCAGACACGGAAUUCUGGGCCCCGAUGAUGCCUCAAGGACAAUCCACGAGUGCGCAGCAUUACUCAGUUUGCAACUUGCGAGUGAUUUACCGGCCGACACAAUCAUUAUUCAAGGCAUGCGAAAGAAUGUGACGGCAAAAAAAAUCAUCGCUUCUUUUCGUGAAUUUGGAGAAAUCGACGACGUUGCUGUAGCUUCCAACCAACGGGGAUUCGGGCUCGUACGCUUCAAAUCCCCGAAAUCGGUUGACAGAGCUCUCAAAAAGUGCAAAGUCAGCGAAAUCGUGGUUCAGGAUGUCGGUGUGACUGUUCGGACAAUAAAACCACAGCCAAAGGGCAACGCCCCUACGUUCCCCAGGCCGCUGUCUCGAACGUCUUCAUGAAUCCCUCAAAUGUCGGUUGUAUGUUCUGCAGCUUCAUUAGUGUGUUAUUCACAUUGAAAGCUGUCAGGCUAGCUAGUGGCAAUAGGCGCUGAGUUUGUAACUGAGAUGCCUGCCAAUGCCAGCAUUGUGUGUACCGGUCUCGUACUGAAAAUCUGUUCUGUUUUUAAGAGUCUUGGGUGGAAACAUGAAAAUAGGUUUAUUUAUAUUGCUGUAAAGCUCCACUAUCCAACUCUG